Molecule: messenger RNA, 1632 nt
Organism: Choloepus didactylus (southern two-toed sloth)
Lineage: Eukaryota; Metazoa; Chordata; Mammalia; Pilosa; Megalonychidae
Gene: CDIPT
Product: CDP-diacylglycerol--inositol 3-phosphatidyltransferase
Exons: 6
Coding region: 437-1078 (213 amino acids)
Biological process (GO): phosphatidylinositol biosynthetic process
Cellular component (GO): Golgi apparatus; membrane
Molecular function (GO): CDP-diacylglycerol-inositol 3-phosphatidyltransferase activity
Source: RefSeq, a predicted model, not a curated record
GGAGGAGGAAGGAGAAGGAAAAGGAAGCGGGCAGGCCUUAAAGGGGCAGGAGACAUUUUUAAAGCCUUUUUUUUCCCCUUCUCUCCAAUUUCGCCACGGCGAUCGCAGAAGGGUGGGUUCCCGGAAGCAGAGCACAGCUGGAACAGCAGGGCCACAGCUGGAGGCGGGGGCGCCUGCGGGGCGGGCGGGCGGCGGCGCGGGGCUGCCCAGCGGACAGGCGGGGUGUGCGCACUCCCCCUCCGCCCCGCACACAGCUGGGGCGGCCCAUGCUCCGGCCGGCUGCGAGCCUUCACAUCUGGGGCCGGGCCGGGGCGGCGAGGUCCUGUAAGCGGCUGGCGCGGCCGACGCCCCGGGCGAGAGGGUGAGGCCGCGCGGCUGGGCGAGGACAGAGCUUGCAACUCCGGAGCCAGCCCCGGGCGGCAAGGGAGCCGCGGCGAUGCCGGGCGAAAAUAUCUUCCUGUUCGUGCCUAACCUCAUCGGUUAUGCCCGGAUUGUCUUCGCCAUCAUUGCUUUCUACUUUAUGCCCUGCUGCCCCCUCACGGCCUCCUCCUUCUACCUGCUCAGCGGACUGCUGGACGCUUUCGAUGGACACGCCGCUCGAACCCUUAAUCAAGGGACGCGGUUUGGGGCCAUGCUGGACAUGCUGACGGACCGGUGCUCCACCAUGUGCCUGCUGGUCAACCUGGCCCUGCUGUACCCUCGAGCCACCCUUCUCUUCCAGCUCAGCAUGAGCUUGGAUGUGGCCAGCCAUUGGCUGCACCUCCACAGCUCUGUGGUCCGAGGCAGCGAGAGUCACAAGAUGAUCGACCUGUCUGGGAAUCCGGUGCUUCGGAUCUACUACACCUCCAGACCUGCACUGUUUGUCUUGUGUGCUGGAAACGAGCUCUUCUACUGCCUCCUCUAUCUGUUCAACUUCUCCGAGGGGCCAUUAGUUGGCUCCGUGGGUCUUUUCCGAAUGGGCCUCUGGAUCACCGCCCCCAUUGCCCUGCUCAAGUCCGUCAUCAGCGUCAUCCACCUGAUCACAGCCGCCCGCAACAUGGCUGCCCUGGACACGGCAGACCGUGCCAAGAAGAAGUGACCCUGGAACCUCCAGUCCCCCAGCUGCCCACCUGUCCUGGCAGGCUCACUGUGCCACACAGCUCCCCUUCCCUUCCUGGGAGGUCCCAGUCUCACAUCUUCCUAAUGUGUUGUUCAACCCGCUGGGGUAGGGAUCAGCCUCUCUUUGGCGAGGCCACGUUCUCUGCAAUCCUGAGGACCAGUCGUACUCCUGUGACCCCUGAGGACCCGGGCUUCAAUUCAGGAAGGAUGCUCAGAAGCCCCCACCCACAUGCGGAUGCUCCUUGGGCCCCAAGAGGCCUGUCCGAGGACUGGGCAUUGUCCCAUCCUGCUGGCUCAGCCCUGGCAUGGGGCUUGGCCUGUGAUUUUCAGGACACACAGAUGAGGGAGAGGUGUAAGGGCCAGGUUUUCCCAGAGGUAGGGUAGCCGGGCCUCUGUCCCUGGCCAGAGGAAGCUUGGGGGUGCUAGCCCAGGAGGGAAAGGCCCGUCUAGAUCCUUCUGGAUCCUUCCCCAUUGCAGUCUAUCCUGUCUUUUCUGGCCCCAGAAGUUUCAAUAAUAAAGGCGGAAGCAUCACUA